Molecule: messenger RNA, 1173 nt
Organism: Candida tropicalis MYA-3404
Lineage: Eukaryota; Fungi; Ascomycota; Pichiomycetes; Serinales; Debaryomycetaceae
Gene: MRPL3
Product: mitochondrial 54S ribosomal protein mL44
Exons: 1
Coding region: 1-1173 (390 amino acids)
Biological process (GO): regulation of gene expression; rRNA processing; primary miRNA processing
Cellular component (GO): nucleus
Molecular function (GO): ribonuclease III activity; double-stranded RNA binding
Source: RefSeq, a predicted model, not a curated record
AUGUUAAGACUUCUGAUACAAAGAACUUGCGGAAAAUCGCAAAUAUCUAAAGUAUUAAGAUCUAAUCAAGUUUAUUCAUCAAUUCGUUCUUUGGCUUCAACCACUAACACAACCACUGAUUCACAAUCAUCUACUUUAAAUUCAAAUAUUCCUAAAUCAAAUGGAUUUUUAAAGACUACAUUUAAUAAAGUAGAUGAUUAUUCAAGUUAUAAACAUAAUAUAUUCACUCAUAGAUUACCAGAAUCGUCAGCAAAACAAUGUCCACCAUUAGUUGCAUUACAUAAUCGAUUGAAUUUACCGGAAUCAUUUAAAUUAUCAACAUUAUCACAAUGUCUUAAUUUGAUCAGUAACCCAGAUGAAUCAGAUGGAUUAGCUAAUAAUUUUGGAUUAAAAGUAUUGGGUAAAUCUUUGUUGACUUAUUAUGUUACUGAAUAUUUAUUAUUGACUUAUCCAAGAUUACCAACAGCUAUUCAUAAUGCUGCUGUUGAUUCAUUAAUGGGUUCUCAAGCAUUACUGGAAAUUUCUAAAUCUUGGGGUAUUGAAGUUGAUUCUAUUAGUAAAUUGGAUAGAUUUUUAGGUAAAGAAUCUGAAUUUAUGAAGUUUGGUAGAUUAAGAUAUUUGAGUGAGAAUGAAAAAUCAGAUAAUUUUUAUAGUAAAGGAAAUGCUAAAGUUGAUGGUGUUGUAGAAGUUAUCAACAAUGAAGGUGUUGUUACUCCUGAAGAUAUGGCAUAUUCUACUGUUACUACUGCUGUUAUUGGUGGUUUAUACACUCAUUGUGGUGAAUCUGCUGCUAAAGAAUUUAUAAAAGAUCAUAUAUUAUCUAGAAAAGUUCCAUUGGAUCAAAUGUUCCAAUUCAACCAACCAGUUAAGGAAUUAGUUAGAUUAUGUGAUAAAUUAGAAUUCAAAGAACCUGUUUCUAUCAGAUUAAUUGCUGAAACUGGUAGAUUAUCAGCUCAUCCACAAUUUUUAGCUGGUGUUUUUGUUGGUAGUGAAAAAUUAGGUGAAGGUAUUGGUGGGUCCUUAAAAGAAGCUGAAACUAGAGCUACUGUUAAUGCAUUAUUGAGCUACUACUUGUACUCUCCAAUCAAUGAAAAGGGUGAACAAGUUGGAGUUCCAAGUGAUAAAGAUUAUAAAUUUGAAGGUAUAAUUGAUAUUGGUGAUGUUGCAAUCUAA